UGUGUGUGUGUUGUGUAGAUGUGUUUUGUGGGCCCCAGCGUCACAUCUGUGAUGUCUAAGUCACUGACUCUGUUCUCCUCCUGAAGCACAACACAAGCUGCCAUCGACUCCUGUCACUCAGAGAGUGUGCUACAGCAGGUGGAUAGAACCCUGCCAUGGUGGACCUUUUCAUGGACAAGAUCUUGGUGAAGAACAACAAGGACCGCGAUGAGCUGGACACGGAACGUGAGAUCGUUCUGCGUCUGCAGAACCGGAUUCUCAUGCUGUUCUUCGGCUCGGGGGACUGCGAGCGCUGCCAGGACUUCGCCCCGACCCUCAAGGACUUCUACAAGCAGCUGACCGACGAAUUCUACGUGGAACGGGCCGCACAGCUGGUUCUGAUCUACGUGUCGCUGGACGACUCGGAGGACCAGCAGGACAAGUUCCUGAAGGAGCUGCCCAAGCGCUGCCUGUUCCUAAACUAUGAGGACCCCUACAGGAAAGAACUUGGCCUGAUGUUCGAGGUGGAGGAGGUUCCCACCGUGGUGGUCGUGCGUCCGGAUUGUUCCGUGCUGCUCGCCAAUGCCGUCACUGAGAUCACGGAGCUCGGCCCAGACUGCUACCGCAACUGGCAGGAGGCGUCCGAGAUCAUCGACCGCAACUUCGAGCUGCACGAGGAGUUCGACGAGAACAAAUCUCGCAGCUUGACCGACCCGCUCCGUCGGAUGAAGUACAAGGUGAAGGACGAGAAGAAGAAGAAGAAGAAAAAGAACAAGAAAAAAAAAGGUUUUCUGGGAGGAGGAGGAGGAGAUGAGGAGGAGGAAGACGAAGGUGAAGUAGCGGAGGAUGAAGAGGACAACAAGGCAGAGAAGAGCCAUUGAGGUUAACCAUCUUGAUCCUGAGGGCAAGAGCCAGAGCACCUCAUAGGUUCAAAGCUUGUCAAUCAAGUCAGGCAUGGUGUGUGAUUGGUCACCCCACCUGACCGGGAUUGCUUCACUGGAUAGCUGCCAGAGUGAGAGCUGAAGUUAUAGGCCUGUACUGCUCCCACAACAUAGUCAGGAGAAGUGUGUGUGUGUGUGUACAUGUGUGUGCUCCAUUGAAGAGACUGACUGUUUGAUGCUAAUGCUUGAAACCACACCAGAGACACAGUUGAACAGUUGUGCAUUCAUGACACACAUGGAAAUUCAAUAAACAUUUUUGUAUUAAAAUUAAAA
Messenger RNA from Clupea harengus (Atlantic herring), 1193 nucleotides. It is a transcript of the gene nxnl1, whose product is annotated as nucleoredoxin like 1. Gene Ontology annotation, cellular component: mitochondrion. The record is from RefSeq and is a predicted model, not a curated record. Gene Ontology annotation, biological process: photoreceptor cell maintenance. The transcript is spliced from 3 exons. NCBI's taxonomy places the organism in Eukaryota, Metazoa, Chordata, Actinopteri, Clupeiformes, Clupeidae. The coding region runs from base 156 to 860 and encodes 234 amino acids.